AUGGCGGACGCAUCUGUUCUGGUCACCAAGCCCGUAGCAGCAAUCACUGUCAUCACGAUCAACAGACCAAAGGCGAAGAAUGCAGUCGACAGACCCACGGCAAAAGCACUCUACGAUGCGGUGAUCGCCUUUGAGCAAGACGCAACCCAGAAGGUCUGCAUUCUCAAUGGAUCUAAUGGCACAUUUUGCUCGGGUGCGGAUCUGAAGUCCGUGGCCAAAGGGGCAGAGGGUAAACAGCAGCCACUUCUACAGCCGAUCAUUCCAGGCCAGCGUACUAUAGCACCGAUGGGACCGAGUCGACUUGCCGUGGCGAAACCCAUGAUCGCAGCAGUGUCGGGCUAUGCUGUUGCUGGUGGUCUGGAGUUGAGUCUGUUGGCAGAUAUGCGCAUCGUAGAAGACGACGCUGUGCUAGGGGUCUUCUGUAGACGUUGGGGUGUGCCACUCAUUGACGGGGGCACCGUCCGAUUGCAGGCCAUCAUUGGCUAUGGUCGUGCUAUGGAUAUGAUACUCACGGGACGUCCAGUUGGAGCUCAGGAGGCUCUGGCGAUGGGUCUCGCAAACCGGGUCGUUGGGAAAGGUGAAGGGCUCGACGCCGCGCUCGCCUUGGCUCGGGAGCUCUUGAAGUUUCCAUUUGCUUGCAUGAUGGCGGACAGAGCGAGUCUGGCUUAUAGCGCCUUCUCGGCCACGUCCUUCGACGACGCACUCACACAGGAAUUUGAGCGGGGAGCGACGGUCCUCAAAGAAGCUGCCGAGGGCGCAGCUAGAUUCUCGGCCGGCGAAGGGCGACACGGAGAUUUUGGGAAGCUGUAA
This is a messenger RNA of Cyphellophora europaea CBS 101466, 810 nucleotides long. RefSeq lists its product as uncharacterized. The record is from RefSeq and is a predicted model, not a curated record. The transcript is spliced from 2 exons. NCBI's taxonomy places the organism in Eukaryota, Fungi, Ascomycota, Eurotiomycetes, Chaetothyriales, Cyphellophoraceae. Gene Ontology annotation, molecular function: catalytic activity. Bases 1 to 810 code for a protein of 269 amino acids.